Anopheles bellator is the source of this 1439-nucleotide messenger RNA. RefSeq names its product insulin-like growth factor-binding protein complex acid labile subunit. The record is from RefSeq and is a predicted model, not a curated record. Bases 71 to 1375 code for a protein of 434 amino acids. Gene Ontology annotation, molecular function: protein binding. Lineage: Eukaryota; Metazoa; Arthropoda; Insecta; Diptera; Culicidae. The transcript is spliced from 2 exons.
GGUCUCAACUGGAGCGCCCGGAUCAGUUCAAGAUUCGUUCUCGGUCCAGUGGGCACGGAUCGCCGUCAAGAUGGAGAAAGUUUUCUUACUUUGCGCGCUAGCCUUAGUGCUGCCCGCGGUCCCGGCGAAGCAGUUCAGCUGUACGAUGGAACGCGAUAUGAGCUGUACCAUUUCCAGUGCCAAACUGUCCCUAGAUGAGUUGCCCGGAUCGACGUUUGUCGCGAUCAAUCCUUCGCUCGUGAGGAAGAUGCAGUUUUCACGGUCCACCGUCAGUGCACUGCCCGCGACUGCGUUCGAUGCGUUCCCCAAGCUGGAGACUCUGAACGCGUCCGGGACGGAGUUGAAACAGAUCCUUCCGAACACCUUCGGCACGGCCAAAGUGCUGCAGGAGUUGUACCUGGGAAAGAACGUCCUCCACAGUCUACCGGAGGACGCGUUUUACGGGGCGAACCGUCUGAAGACGCUGGACCUCUCGGACAAUUCCAUCGCCACUAUUGAAGCCUCCGCGUUCCGACGGUUGCGGGAGCUGAAAACCCUGCUGCUCGGCGGGAAUCACCUCGCCGAUCUACCGUCGGCACUGUUCAACGAUCUGUCCGAGUUGGAGACUCUGGAACUGCAGCACAACAACCUAGUGGCGAUCGAUGAUCGGUUGCUGGAAGGAUGCACCUCUCUGACGAAGCUGAAUGUGUCGCAUAACGCCCUGAAAGCCCUCCGGCUGGAGCAGUUCGAACGUCGCUGGUCCUUCGAUGUGAUCGACGCCAGCUACAACAGUCUGGACACGGUUAAGAUCCCGUCGAACUUGCGCCAGCUCGUAGCCACCGGUAACGGUAUUCGGACGGUGCAGCUGAACGGAGUCUCUUCGGAGCUGAUCCUGCUGAAGGUUCCGCACAACAAACUGGACAGUGUCGAUGGGCUGCCGACGCUCGAGAAGCUGAUCAGUCUUGAUCUGUCCUUCAACCACAUCCGCACGUUCGACUUCAACUCGAUCGCUCGCUUCGGCAAACUGAUCCUGCUCAAGCUGGACGGGAAUCAGCUACAGGCGGUGUCGAACAGCCUGCCGGGUCCCAUCACGCACCUCAAAUACGUUCAUCUGGCCCACAAUCAGUUGGUACGCUUCGAUCUGAACGUGCUGACAACGGUACCACGGAUCAUCAAGCUUGACCUAAGCCGGAAUCAAAUCGAAAGCCUGACGGUGAAGGACCUGAGCGAAUCCUUCCCGGUCCUGGUGCGGCUACUGCUGGAGGGUAACAACCUGCGCUGCGACGACAAUCGGAAGCUCGUGAAGGAGCUCAAAUCGUCCAUCACGGCGUACGCACAGACGAGGAACGAGUGCCGCAAGGAGCAGAAGUUGGUUGAUGGAUUGUGCUGCUCGUAGUGCCGCGCGUUGGAAUGUAACGAAUAAAGAUUCUCUUUUCCGAUGCCAUCGGAAGCUCACUUGA